This is a messenger RNA of Sphaeramia orbicularis (orbiculate cardinalfish), 3251 nucleotides long. It is a transcript of the gene pcyt1ba, whose product is annotated as phosphate cytidylyltransferase 1B, choline a. Bases 677 to 1762 code for a protein of 361 amino acids. NCBI's taxonomy places the organism in Eukaryota, Metazoa, Chordata, Actinopteri, Kurtiformes, Apogonidae. Gene Ontology annotation, molecular function: phosphatidylcholine binding; choline-phosphate cytidylyltransferase activity. The transcript has 8 exons. The record is from RefSeq and is a predicted model, not a curated record. Gene Ontology annotation, biological process: CDP-choline pathway.
ACGUCUGUUUAAUGAGGACUUAUCAAUUUAGCCAGUUUUUGUCCAUUUAAAAAGGAAAAAGACGCAGUGCACGAGUAUAACAAGGUAAGAUGGCGUAGAAUAUUUACAAUAUUGCUGACAAGUUUAUCAGGAUUCUCCAAAUUAGGUGUAAUUGUCUAAUUUUUUGUGGCUGUGAAGCUGGUUCCUAUAGUGACCAGGCGGGUCUUUUGGAGGGCACAAUGGGCUCCUGUCCCAGAUUGGGGCCAUACAGAAACUACACUGAACAAUGACUACACAAAAGAUGUAUUGUCCUUCAUCCUCAAAACCAACUUUGGCUUAAAAACUGAGCUAAAUAAUAUAGGAUCUAGACUCUAGAUUAGCCUAUUGUUGCCUAUUUUGCAGGCACCUUAUUAAUAGGCUGUUGUUAAAUGGUUGAUUUGGCAUCUACAGUUGUAUAUUAGCCCUGUAGUCUAUCAUAGUGGUCUACUGUGGGUCUGUGGAGUGGACUGUGGCCCAGCUGUCGGGUCUCAUCAGUUGUGAGCAGAUGAUCUGUCCAUUGAACACACUGGACAAACAGAAGGGCUGUGGACGCUCUGCUGCACUUGGCCGCCGUGCAGGAGAAGAUACAGUAGACUAUCCAGGACCGCCUUGGACUUACAAACCAUCAUUUAGAAUUUGCGGUGUUUGAUGGUGGACCAUGGUGAAACAUCAGCGACGCAGAGCGCAUUCCUGUUACGCAGCUGUUGCGCCUUUUUGUUGCAGAAGGAGAACACAACGGACCCUGACCGAGCCCGCCAUCUUCGCCCAGGAGACCAGCUGUGAUUGCCGCGCCCCCCAUGAGAAGCUCACCAUCGCUCAGGCCCGCAGAGGCACCCCAGUUGACCGACCAGUCAGAGUCUAUGCAGAUGGCAUCUUUGACCUGUUCCACUCCGGCCACGCUCGCGCUCUCAUGCAGGCCAAGAACCUGUUCCCCAACACCUACCUCAUAGUGGGAGUGUGCAGUGAUGAACUGACCCAUAAAUACAAGGGAUUUACAGUCAUGACAGAGAUUGAGCGUUACGAAGCGCUGAGACACUGCCGCUAUGUCGAUGAAGUUUUAAGAGACGCACCGUGGACUCUCACACCCGACUUCCUUGAAAAACACAAGAUCGAUUUUGUGGCUCAUGAUGAUAUCCCAUACUCCUCAGCAGGAACUGAGGAUGUGUAUAAACACAUCAAGGAGGCAGGAAUGUUCGUUCCAACACAACGAACAGAGGGGAUCUCAACCUCUGACAUAAUUACCAGAAUUGUCCGAGACUAUGAUGUUUACGCCCGACGCAACCUCCAGCGUGGCUACACGGCCAAGGAGCUCAACGUCAGCUACAUCAACGAGAAGAAGUACAGGCUACAGAACCAAGUGGACCGUAUGAAGGAGAAGGUGCGCACUGUGGAGGAGAAGAGUAAACAUUUUGUUUACCGUGUGGAGGAGAAGAGUCACGACCUCAUUCAGAAGUGGGAAGAGAAAUCCAGGGAAUUCAUUGGCAACUUCUUAGAGCUUUUUGGACCAGAUGGGACCUGGAAACAGGUGUUUCAGGAGCGCAGUGGACGAAUGCUGUCUUACGCUCUGUCCCCCAGAGAGUCCCCCUGCAACAGUCCACCCCGUGAACUGUCCCCCCUGCGCUCCCCGUCUCCCCCGUCCCCGCCCACUCGCUGGCAUAAUGCACGGCCCUCGCCGCCGACUUCCCCCAAAGGAGCGUCUGCCUCCAUAAGUAGCAUGAGCGAAGGUGACGAAGAUGAGAAGUAGAUGAACUGUGGACUGCAGAUACACAAACUCACAGAUCGCUCACGGCGCACUGCCUCAGAGGCGGUCAAAAGAUGUGCGCAAACACACACACAUAUUCCUGCAAACACAGGCUCAAUACUGAAACGUUACCCUCAAGGAUGUUGCAAAUAUGCAAGGCAGACGAUGAUCGUGGGAAAUGUAGUUCUGUCCUGCUGAGCAAGGAAACCAGUGUGGUUUUCUGUGGUGUGGACAACAAAGCAGACAGGAGGAAAAGGACAGGAGGGAAUGAAGGCUCCUCUUCUGCAGCGUCAGUAUCCUUUAAUGCAGAAAGAGUUGCUUGCAGCAUCUUUUGAGAGGAUUUGCUUCGGACAGUCCAGUGCUGAGGGAGACUCCUCAUACAUCACCUCACUGUUUUUGUCCUGUUCUGUUCAGUUUAGCAUUUUCUUUUUAGAAUGUCAACACUUUCUUGUAUCAUGAUCAGUAGAUAUACAUUGGCACAAAUGUAUAGUAUCUGACAUUCAGCAGUUUAGCUUCACUGAUCACGUGAACAAACAGGAACAAGAGUAAGAACUUACUUACCCAAUUAAAUAGCAGAGAUGAAGAUGCUUUCAGCAGCAUCUGAGCACUUCAACACAUAACCAGUACUAGUGUGCACCAUCUUAGACUGUGACUUCAGUGAUCCACAAUCUUCUUACUCACGUUCCCACGUAGCUUGAGUGCUCAUUUUAAAGUUACAUCCAAACAAGAGAUUCAUGUAAAAUUCCUUGCAGCAAUAAUGAUUCUACAAUAUUCCCCAAAUGAAGAAAAAUGAGAACAAGUCAACUACCUAGAGUACUUGUGCAGUUAUAAAAUAUAAGCCUAGCACAUAAAAAAAGCUUGAAAUUGCAUCUAAUUUGUUUGAUGCCUGUUAGAUUGUCCCAAAACUUGACAAAAAUGAGAAUAAACAGCCUUCUUCUAAUAGCUUCUUGAAUGUAUAGUCUGAGUCAGCGUCUAGAGAGUAAAGAUAAUGAAUUAUACGUGUUUUAUUUGAAGCCACACGAGCAAGACCCUCCUUUUCUAGACAUUUUGUAGGCCUCACUGUAACCUAUUCAUAGAAACAUGUUUGCGUUCUCGUUCUAAAAAGCCAUGCAUUUUGACAGUUUCGAUGUUUACGAAUUUUUUUCUCCACAAACCUGGCAAAACCUGGAGAUGCAGCUCUUCUCCAGGAAUCUGAUGAUACUUGAAAUAAAUAAUACAAUAACUGAAGCGCUCCAGGAGAACCAUCAGGUCUGUAACAGCCGGGACGUCACUCUGUGGUUUUUUUUUUGUUUUUUUUUUACCCAUAUCAGGCCAUAUAACACCUUCCUCUUCCACUCCAAUCACAAUACAAAACCCUAAUGCAAUGUAGAAACCUCAACGCACUUAUAUGUUAAUCUGCACUAUAUGUAAACUUUGGGAAUGUGUGUCUUUUUUAUUUUUUCAAUUUUAAUGGUAAUGGCUUGAUAUGUAAAUAAAAAAAUGUAUAACUGAA